UUUGCUCAUGUGACACAAAUAUCAACGAAAACGCCAUGUUAUGUAUUUCUGGUAAUUUGUCAUAUCCAAUAUUGUAUUAGAACAACAGCAUUGAUGGAACAGAAGAGGCAAAUUUGAUUCACGGGACGAUUUUAUCUCAUCUAGAACUUUAUGGUCUGCCAUGGCUGGUGCCAGUUCUGGUGGAGGACGUAAUUACUCGUUCAAAGUGGUAUUACUCGGAGAAGGAUGUGUAGGAAAAACGUCACUUGUUUUACGAUACAUCGAGAACAAAUUUAACGACAAACAUUUAACCACAUUACAGGCUUCCUUCCUAAAUAAGAAAUUGAAUAUUGGAGGGAAGAGAGUGAAUUUAUCAAUAUGGGAUACUGCAGGGCAGGAAAGAUUCCAUGCCCUGGGACCAAUAUAUUACAGAGACAGUAAUGGAGCCAUUCUGGUUUACGACAUUACAGACGAAGAUUCCUUCCAGAAGGUGAAGAAUUGGGUGAAAGAACUGAGGCGAAUGCUGGGAAAUGAUAUAAAUUUAUGUAUAGCCGGUAACAAAAUAGAUUUAGAAAAGGAGCGACAUGUAUCUGUGGCAGAGGCUGAGGCGUAUGCAACGUCAGUUGGAGCACAGCAUUUUCACACUUCGGCCAAGCUUAACAAAGGUAUUGAGGAGCUGUUCCUUGAUUUAAGUAAAGCUAUGAUACAGAGAGCCGGAGAGGAUAGCCAGAAGAACUCGAAGAGUAGCAGAAAGAGUGUGUUGGUUGUUGAUGACGACGAGCCACAACCCCAGUCUAGUGGGGGUUGUUGUGGGUAACUGUCACCAGGGAGGGACUGCCAUUGUAGUUGCACAGUACAACAUAUUGUCUUUGAGAACCUGAAGUGCAUCGCCAUUUUCCACACUGAAUGAUAUGAUAUGGCCUAAAGGAACAUUUACGAGGAAGGUUUUUGUGGCCUGUCCUUCAAUGCUCUCAAAAAUAUCUGGAAAAGUGAUGUAGACUUUGAGUUUGGAAGCAAUUACAUAUCAAAUGAAGAUUAAGCCUUCGGAUAUUGUGAACAAGUGUUAUUCUUGCAUUUUUUCAUGGACAAUCUUCAAUUUGAUUAGUGUUGAAUUUGUGCUCUAUAGUUAUUAAAGGUCUGGCCGCUGCUAUGUAGAAUUCACAUCCUGUGAAAUACAAUAAUUACCAUUAAAUGACCCCAUAUAUAUUAAUCUGACUAAAAUUUGAUAAAUUGGAUGGACACAGAUUUCUUAUGAAGCAUGAGUUAUCUGCUUUAUACUUGUGAUGAGGUUGAAUUGUUACUUACCUGAGAUCAGUGUACCGUAGUACAGGACAAUCCCUUAUCGUGGUAUUUAUAUAGAGAAUACAUGGUCAGUGUCUUAAAAUAUAAGCUGUAUUUUGGCGAGGGUAAAGAAAGACAAAAGUGGCGAGCCUUGGCGAGCUAC
This is a messenger RNA of Pecten maximus, 1423 nucleotides long. RefSeq names its product ras-related protein Rab-21-like. The transcript has 6 exons. NCBI's taxonomy places the organism in Eukaryota, Metazoa, Mollusca, Bivalvia, Pectinida, Pectinidae. The record is from RefSeq and is a predicted model, not a curated record. Gene Ontology annotation, biological process: Rab protein signal transduction. Gene Ontology annotation, molecular function: GTP binding; GTPase activity. Bases 161 to 796 code for a protein of 211 amino acids.